Messenger RNA from Cynocephalus volans (Philippine flying lemur), 3204 nucleotides. It is a transcript of the gene ANO1, whose product is annotated as anoctamin 1. Gene Ontology annotation, molecular function: intracellularly calcium-gated chloride channel activity; protein dimerization activity. The record is from RefSeq and is a predicted model, not a curated record. Lineage: Eukaryota; Metazoa; Chordata; Mammalia; Dermoptera; Cynocephalidae. Gene Ontology annotation, cellular component: plasma membrane. Gene Ontology annotation, biological process: chloride transmembrane transport. The coding region runs from base 16 to 3042 and encodes 1008 amino acids. The transcript has 27 exons.
GCACAGGCGGCCACGAUGAGGGUGGACGAGAAGUACUCGACGCUCCCGGCCGAGGACCGCAGCGUCCACAUCAUCAACAUCUGCGCCAUCGAGGACAUCGGCUACCUGCCGUCUGAGGGCACGCUGCUGAACUCCUUGUCUGUGGACCCCGACGCCGAAUGCAAGUACGGCCUGUACUUCAGGGACGGCAAGCGCAAGGUGGACUACAUCCUGGUGUACCACCACAAGCGGCCCUCGGGCAGCAGGACUCUGGCCAGGAGGGUCCAGCACCACGACACAGCCCCAGGGGCACGCAGCCUCAAGCAGGACCACCCCCUGCCCGGGAAGGUGGGGCCGGUGGAAGUGAGCUCGCCCGAGCCGCCCAUGGACUACCACGAGGACGACAAGCGGUUCCGCAGGGAGGAAUACGAGGGCAACCUGCUGGAGGCUGGCCUGGAGCUGGAGCACGACGAGGACACUAAAAUUCAUGGCGUUGGGUUUGUAAAAAUCCAUGCCCCCUGGAAUGUGCUGUGCAGAGAGGCUGAGUUUUUGAAACUGAAGAUGCCGACGAAGAAGAUGUAUCACAUUAACGAGACCCGUGGCCUCCUAAAAAAAAUCAACUCCGUGCUCCAGAAAAUCACAGACCCCAUCCAGCCCAGGGUGGCCGAGCACAGACCCCAGACCACGAAGAGACUCUCCUACCCCUUCUCCCGGGAGAAGCAGCACCUAUUUGACCUGUCUGAUAAGGAUUCCUUUUUCGACAGCAAAACCCGGAGCACAAUAGUCUAUGAGAUUCUGAAAAGAACGACGUGUACCAAAGCCAAGUACAGCAUGGGGCAAGGAGAGGGAAGAAAGAAGGACUCCGCCCUUCUAAGUAAAAGGCGGAAAUGUGGGAAAUACGGCAUCACAAGCCUGCUGGCCAAUGGCGUUUACUCAGCUGCAUACCCACUGCACGAUGGAGACUACGACGGUGAAAAUGUCGAGUUCAAUGACAGAAAACUCCUGCACGAAGAGUGGGCGAGAUACGGCGUCUUCUACAAGUACCAGCCCAUCGACCUGGUCAGGAAGUAUUUUGGGGAGAAGAUCGGCCUGUACUUCGCCUGGCUGGGCGUGUACACCCAGAUGCUCAUCCCUGCCUCCAUCGUCGGAAUCAUCGUCUUCCUGUACGGAUGCGCCACCAUGGAUGAAAACAUCCCCAGCAUGGAAAUGUGCGACCAGAGACACAACAUCACCAUGUGUCCCCUCUGCGACAAGACCUGCAGCUACUGGAAGAUGAGCUCGGCCUGCGCCACUGCCCGGGCCAGCCACCUCUUCGACAACCCUGCCACCGUCUUCUUCUCCAUCUUCAUGGCCCUCUGGGCCGCCACCUUCAUGGAGCACUGGAAGCGGAAACAGAUGCGGCUCAAUUACCGCUGGGACCUCACAGGCUUCGAGGAGGAGGAGGAGGCUGUCAAGGAUCAUCCCAGAGCCGAAUAUGAAGCCAGAGUCUUGGAGAAGUCCCUGAGGAAAGAAUCCAAAAACAAAGAGAAGCGCCGGCACACUGCGGAGGAGCCCACGAACAAAUGGAAACAGAGGGUUAAGACAGCCGUGGCGGGGGUGAAAUUGACCGACAAGGUCAAGCUGACCUGGAGAGACCGGUUUCCAGCCUACUUCACCAACUUGGUCUCCAUUGUCUUCAUGAUCGCGGUGACGUUCGCCAUCGUCCUGGGCGUCAUCAUCUACAGAAUCUCCACAGCUGCUGCCUUGGCCAUGAACUCCUCCCCCUCCGUGCGGUCCAACAUCCGGGUCACGGUCACGGCCACGGCGGUCAUCAUCAACCUGGUGGUCAUCAUCCUCCUGGAUGAGGUCUACGGCUGCAUAGCGAGGUGGCUCACCAAGAUCGAGGUCCCAAAGACCGAGAAGAGCUUCGAGGAGAGGCUGAUCUUCAAGGCUUUCCUGCUGAAGUUUGUGAAUUCCUACACCCCCAUCUUCUAUGUGGCUUUCUUCAAAGGCCGGUUCGUGGGGCGCCCAGGCGACUACGUGUACAUUUUCCGAUCCUUCCGAAUGGAAGAGUGUGCACCAGGGGGCUGCCUCAUGGAGCUCUGCAUCCAGCUGAGCAUCAUCAUGCUGGGCAAGCAGCUGAUCCAGAACAACCUGUUCGAGAUCGGCAUCCCGAAAAUGAAGAAGUUCAUCCGGUACCUGAAGCUGAAGAGGCAGAGCCCCUCGGACCGUGAGGAGCCCGUGAAGAAGAAGCAGCGGUACGAGGUCGACUACACCCUGGAGCCCUUCGCGGGCCUCGCCCCGGAGUACAUGGAGAUGAUCAUCCAGUUUGGCUUCGUCACCCUGUUCGUCGCGUCCUUCCCCCUGGCCCCGCUGUUUGCACUGCUGAACAACAUCAUUGAGAUCCGCCUGGACGCCAAAAAGUUCGUCACUGAACUCCGGAGGCCGGUGGCCGUCAGAGCCAAAGACAUCGGAAUCUGGUACAAUAUUCUCAGAGGCGUUGGGAAGCUUGCUGUCAUUAUCAAUGCCUUCGUGAUCUCCUUCACGUCCGACUUCAUCCCACGCCUGGUGUACCUCUACAUGUACAGCCAGAACGGGACCAUGCACGGCUUCGUCAACCACACCCUCUCCUCCUUCAACGUCAGCGACUUCCAGAAUGGCACAGCCCCCAACGACCCCCUGGACCUGGGCUACGAGGUGCAGAUCUGCAGGUACAAAGAUUACCGGGAGCCCCCGUGGUCGGAACACAAGUACGACAUCUCCAAGGACUUCUGGGCUGUCCUGGCAGCCCGGCUGGCCUUUGUCAUCGUCUUCCAGAACCUGGUCAUGUUUAUGAGUGACUUCGUGGACUGGGUCAUACCAGACAUCCCCAAGGACAUCAGCCAGCAGAUCCACAAGGAGAAGGUGCUCAUGGUGGAGCUGUUCAUGCGGGAGGAGCAGGGCAAGCAGCAGCUGCUGGACACGUGGAUGGAGAAGGGGCACAAGAAGGAGGAGCCGUGCAGCAACCACAAGCCCAGAGCCAUCCCAGACAGCCCCGGCGGCGGCCCGGCUCCCAGCCCCGGGUACCACGGGGGCGUCCUGUAGCUGCCACGGCGGGGCUGAGCAGGCGGCUUCUUGUCCCCACCGGCGCCCAGUGGCUGCUGUGUUUUCUGCAAACAUGGAGGACCAUUUUCUGAUGGGACAUUUUUCUUUCUUCUUUUUGUUUUGUUUUGUUUUGUUCUGCCUUGUUUUUGCACAAAAGCAUUA